This is a messenger RNA of Xiphias gladius (swordfish), 615 nucleotides long. RefSeq lists its product as uncharacterized. The coding region runs from base 1 to 615 and encodes 204 amino acids. The transcript has 5 exons. The record is from RefSeq and is a predicted model, not a curated record. Lineage: Eukaryota; Metazoa; Chordata; Actinopteri; Istiophoriformes; Xiphiidae.
AUGACUGCAGUUUUGGAUCCCUUGGAGCCUUUCUCUGCUGAGCUACAUGUCAUCAGGCGGCUGAACUCCAGUUUGUACCGGACUGGUGGUAGAAAUGGACUGGAACCUGGAUGUGAAAACUCUCCUUUGGCUAGAUUUCACCCCCCUGCUGAGUGUGUCACCCUGGCUCCAUCACGAAGCGACGUCCCCCUGCUGGAUCAUUGCUUUGGUCAGCUGAGCGCUGGAGCGGAGGUGGACCUGGGGGUCAAAGGUCAACAGAAAUUCAUAAUUUUCCAUCAUGUGGCCUCUGCUCUGUGGACAGAGUGGAACAGGCAGCAGCUUCGAUUGAGGAAUGACGCCAAGAAACCUAUAGCAUUCUGCAGUCGAUGUCCCAGGUCAGGUCAGAUCCCUCUGUACACUGGUACGAUUGGCUCUGAAAACAUGGAUAACAUUGACAACAUGGAUGAAGACUUUCACCCACUGAGCCUGAGGAGGAGCAUCUUGCCCCCAUACACAGCUACAGCACGACGAACCACCAUCCCUGGUUAUACGGGCAAGGCGGCCUACGCGAACUCCGGUGCUGAUGCUGCAGUAUCUGUCCCAGCCAUCUCCAGUCCUGCUUGCUCCUCUGGGUGA